This is a messenger RNA of Cutaneotrichosporon cavernicola, 1599 nucleotides long. RefSeq lists its product as uncharacterized. The record is from RefSeq and is a predicted model, not a curated record. The transcript has 5 exons. Lineage: Eukaryota; Fungi; Basidiomycota; Tremellomycetes; Trichosporonales; Trichosporonaceae. Bases 1 to 1599 code for a protein of 532 amino acids.
AUGUCCCAUUUUGACACCCUCUCCCGCACCACAUCGGGCGGACGCUCGUCCCUCUCCCGGUCCCAGUCUCUUAUCAAGAAGAACACCGCCCCGCAUGAGCUCAAGCCCAGCGACAUCCUCAUCGAGCGCUUCACGGCGUGGAAGCAGAUUGUCAAGAUGCUCAUCGCGUACUUUGAGGGCGUCGCAGACAUUGAGGGCAACACGUCCAAAGAGCUGACCAAGCUGGCAGCCGUUAUCCAGGUGCCCUUCCGCCCCGGCAACCAGUUCCUGGGCGAAGGCGGUGUCCAGGACGUCUUCUACACCAUCCGCGACAAGACGCGCGUUAUUGCUGACUCGCAUGCCUCGCUUGCGCGCACCAUCGACUCAUCAAUUGUGCAGCACUUGCAGAAGCUGCGCACCGAGAUUAAGGCUCACAUCAAGAAUGUCCAGAACGACACUGGCAAGCUGGCCGCGAGCGUCGCAAGAGAGCGCGAGAUGUCGACCAAGUCCAUUGCCGACCUGUCUCGCGCCAUCUCGGCGUGCAACAACACACCGAUGCAGCUCAGCGCCAAGGAGGACCCGUAUGCCGUCAACAUUGCCGUCAUGAAGCAGCUCCAGAAGCAGGUCCACGAGGAGAAUGCGCUGCAAAAGUCGAUUGUCAUCAUGCAACAGAACUCGGCCCACUUUGAGGAGGGCAUUGUGCGCUCGAUCCAGAGCGCGUGGGCAACGUUUGAUGAGUGGCAGAGCCGCAUGUCAGCGUCUGUCCAGGAGACGUGGCACCAGCUCGGCAUCAACAUGGGCCAGCUCAUGCCGGACCGCGAGUGGAUCUCCUUCGCCGCCCGCUCCGACCACCUCCUCGACCCGGAGACGCCCCUCCGCAACCCCGAGGCCAUCGACUACCCCGGUCGCAACGACCCUGCCGUCGUUCCUGUCCACUGCGGCGUCCUGGAGCGCAAGCAGCGCUUCACCAAGUCGUACAAGGAGGGCUUCUAUGUCCUCACGCCUGCCGGCUUCCUUCACGAGUUCACGAACUCGGACCCGAAUCUCGCCACCCGCCCCGUCUGGUCGCUCUUCCUGCCGUCGUGCACGCUUGGCCCGCCCUCAUCCGCGACGACUGCCAAGUCGCACAAGUUCCACAUUGAGCCGCGCAAGGACGGCACCUCUGCGUUCGGCAGGACGCCUGGCGGGCGCUUCUUUGGCAGCAAGGACGGGUAUACGUUCCGCGCUCGCUCGCACGAGGAAAUGAUGGAGGUAUGGAACGACCUGCGUAUGCUGGUUGCGAGAUACCUCGUCGCCUCGGAGCAGAUGGAGCGCGACGGCCCGAUUGCGCAGGCCGUCCGUGCGGUUGGCUACCAGUCGGAUGAAGAUGACGAGGACGAAUACGACGAGGGUUCGUCGAUGGAGGCUGACGAGGACGAGCACGAGCACGCGUUCCAUGAGCACGAGCACGAGCACGAGCAUGACGAGCACGAGGAGAUUCCGGCCUACGAGCGCGGUCACGCGCAAGUCGAAGUCGGUCCGAACGGCUACGCGCUGGAAAAGAAGACUGGGCACGACGAGCCCUCUGGCCCGGGGUCCAGCCGCCGCAACGACAAGGCCACAGCGUCUAGCACUGCCUAA